AUGAGCAUCUUUGCGGUGCUCAGGAGGUAUGUACAGGCAUGGACAUACCUUUCCUCUGGCCCUGAGAAGAUCAACUUCAAAUAUAAUCAGGCCAAAGGCAAACCGUUCGAGAUCCUUGCCCCAGACACCCGGUAUAUCUUCGUAUCAUCUCCCAAGCAUAUCAAGGAGGUCGAAAAGGCAUCUGAUAGCGUUCUUUCUCUCUAUGUCGCAUCAAGUCAUAUGCUACAAGCUCAAUACACUAUGCACGGAUUCAACUGGGUUGAUGGCAAAGGGGCAGCUGAGUUCGGACUUGCACGAGCUUUGCGUACUGUCUUGACACGCAACAUUCCCCAGCUCCUUCCGGAUGUCACAAAGGUCGUUCAACAGCGGUUUGCUGCUCUUCGGAUGGAGUAUCCGGUAGUUAAUGGAACACGGCAAUCACCGGUGUACGAGAUGGUUCUCGAGCUUGUGGUCGUGUCCAAUGCAUUGUCAUUUUUUGGUCCCGAGCUGGCGAAAGACCGUACAUUCUUGAAAGCGGCUUUGGUCUACGUCGAGGAGACUAUGGUGGGUGCCGAGGUGAUCCGAUUGAUGCCGCGUUUUCUCGCUCCUCUGGUUGGUCGUUUGAUUUCCGGUCGAUUUCGCGCUCAGGAGACGGUGUUCAACGUGCUACUCCGUGUUGUCGAAGAGCGAUGUCGCCAGAGAGAGUUGGGUAAACUGGGCCAUGAGGCUGAGAACCAUACCGAUUGUAUCCAGUGGAUGCUUGAGAACUCUCCACGUGAGAAGCCAUGCUCACCCACCCGCAUGGUCCACGAAUUGAUCGCGAUCUGGUUUGGUUCGGUACAUGGACUGGCGAUGACGCUCACAUUUGCCAUCCACGACAUCUGUCUACACCCGGAAUAUGUUGACUCUCUCCGAAAGGAGAUCGAAAGUCAAUAUGAUGGUUUUCAAAGCACCGGAAAGGGUCUUCCUCUGUUAGACAGCUUCAUCAAAGAAUCUGCCCGUCUCACCCCGGUUGAAUCUUUGAGUACUCGCCGCCAAGCUGUCCAGAGUUUUACCUUUUCUGACGGGACCAAGCUAGCAGCUGGGGACUGGGCUUGUACCCCGGUUGGUUCAAUGAUGCGAGAUCCAGGCAACUACCCGGAGCCUUCGCAAUUUAGCGGUUUUCGAUUCGCGGACCCCGGUUUGCUCCAAGGAUCUCACCCGCUUCAGUCGCGACCGUCCAAGUUGACGGAUGCGAACGAGACGUGGCAGAUGUGGGGGACUGGACGCAUGGCUUGUCCCGGUCGAUUUUACGCCGCCGCAGUGAUGAAAGUGGUUCUCUCGCAGAUCAUCCUAGGCUAUGAUUGCAGUCUGGUGGACCCGAGCGCUCCUCGUGUUCAUAUCUGGCGUUCCAACAUGGUGCCUAGAAAAGCGACCAAGGUGGUUUUCGAAUCCCGAGAGAAGGGAGUGAGAUGUUGA
Molecule: messenger RNA, 1437 nt
Organism: Aspergillus melleus
Lineage: Eukaryota; Fungi; Ascomycota; Eurotiomycetes; Eurotiales; Aspergillaceae
Product: cytochrome P450
Exons: 10
Coding region: 1-1437 (478 amino acids)
Molecular function (GO): oxidoreductase activity, acting on paired donors, with incorporation or reduction of molecular oxygen; iron ion binding; heme binding
Source: RefSeq, a predicted model, not a curated record